Messenger RNA from Sorghum bicolor (sorghum), 1544 nucleotides. RefSeq names its product SOSS complex subunit B homolog. Gene Ontology annotation, biological process: mitotic cell cycle checkpoint signaling; response to ionizing radiation; double-strand break repair via homologous recombination. Gene Ontology annotation, molecular function: DNA binding. Bases 813 to 1349 code for a protein of 178 amino acids. Gene Ontology annotation, cellular component: SOSS complex. Lineage: Eukaryota; Viridiplantae; Streptophyta; Magnoliopsida; Poales; Poaceae. The record is from RefSeq and is a predicted model, not a curated record. The transcript is spliced from 2 exons.
CGGCUAGUGGCCAUGCACUGGAGCGACAGCACAAGCCCCUGGCGGUCAGGGCAUCGGCAGGCAAGCUAGUGCUGUUCAGGGAGCUGACGGUCAGAGAACCAGAGGAUAAGGUGCCGCCAGAAGGAAACGUCCACCAACAACAAAGAAGAAGGAUGAGCAGGUAUUCAUUUUUUGUUUCGAUUGGUACUUGUUGAUUGCACACUUUGUGAUUAUGUACUGUUAAUAGGUAAUUGUUGAUUGUAUAUUGUACAAUUGUAGAUUGCUAAUUGCCGAUAAUUGAUUGUACAAUUGCUGCGUAGAGAAAAUAGAAUUCCUUAUUCCUGUCACACUAUUUUCAAUGCUUGAAUAUAUUAUUGUAACACAUGGUCGGGGUGAUCAAAUGGAAUUGAACAAUUCAAAUGUCAUAAUUGCUUGUGAGUUGAUUGAACAAGUUAGAAUAACUUUCGCGAUGACCUGGCCACCGCUCUCACUCUUUCCCCGCGCCAAAGAGACCCCGACGCGAAUGGCUUCUGUUCCGCUGCUUGCCUGGCUGCCUCCCUCUCACCCCUUUGCUGUUUGUCCUCACGAUCGCUUCGAGCCAUUGGAUCAGAUUUGAACGCAUUCGCAAGUCACCGAAUCUGCGUCCGGCGCGUAUUCAAUGCGACGGCCUCGCACGGUUACGAUUACGACACGGCGUCAUUGCGCGACACGAGUCCCGCUCGCCCCACGUCGUUCCGCGCCGCGCGGGCUCGCUCGUUCGUCGUUCCGUGGCGGCUGAGGCCUGACGGCAGCGGCGGCGGAGUGGAGCAGGCAGCGGCGUCGAGACUCCAGACAUGGCACAUAGAGAGGCUGACGCGCCGAGCGAGGGCACCGCCGUCUCCAGCAUUAGGACGGUGAAGCUCAAGGACCUGGUCCCGGCCGCGACAAACACGGUGAACACGACGUUCAUCGUGCUCGACAAGGCGGCGCCGUCGGCCCGCCCGUCCCACCGCCACCCGCACGCCCAGGCGGCCCGCGACAGCGGAGGCGGCGGCGGCAGGGAGGAGAAGGAGGUGACGUGCCUGGCGCUGGUGGCGGACGAGACCGCGGCGGCGCACUUCCUGCUCUGGGGCGGCGAGUGCGGCGCGUUCGAGCCUGGCGACAUCGUGCGGCUCACGGACGGCAUCUUCUCGUACCACAGGGGGAACGCCCUGGUGCUGCGGGCGGGCCGCCGCGGGCGCGCCGAGAAGGUGGGCGAGUUCACCAUGCUCUUCGUGGAGACGCCCAACAUGAGCGAGCUCCAGUGGGGGCCCGACCCCAAUGACGGCAGAAGGAUGGUGCAGGAGGCCGUCGUCUCGCCUUACUCCCAGAUCUUCAAGCCGCUGCGGUGAUCGUACUUCCAGUUGCGUCCGUCUUGACUCGUGGCCUUUGCCGUUCUUUGUCAAAGCCGGGAUGACAUCUACCCUGUUCUCAAUGUUUUUUCAUAUGUUUCAGAGUUUGCUGCACAUGUCCAAACUCGUGCACGUACACAUUCACAUUGUGAGAUUCUAGCUUCCAAACCAUGGCACCGUACCAUGUAUAAUUUU